Macrosteles quadrilineatus (aster leafhopper) is the source of this 799-nucleotide messenger RNA. Its product is annotated as 40S ribosomal protein S5. The record is from RefSeq and is a predicted model, not a curated record. Gene Ontology annotation, molecular function: mRNA binding; structural constituent of ribosome; rRNA binding. Gene Ontology annotation, cellular component: cytosolic small ribosomal subunit; ribosome. NCBI's taxonomy places the organism in Eukaryota, Metazoa, Arthropoda, Insecta, Hemiptera, Cicadellidae. Gene Ontology annotation, biological process: translation; ribosomal small subunit assembly. The coding region runs from base 109 to 759 and encodes 216 amino acids. The transcript has 5 exons.
CCGGAUCUCUACUUCCGUCGGUGCCGAGUUGCCUGCCAUAAUUUCUUUUCUUUAUCUUUCAUUAUUUCCUAGGGAAGGGUGUAAAGUUUGGGAAUUCUAGCUAUCAAGAUGGCGGACGAAGACUGGGGAAUGGACGAGCCCGCAGCUGGGGUUGACACUAUUCCUGUAGCUGCGGCCCCCGAGCUGCCGGAGAUCAAGCUGUUCGGUCGCUGGAGCUGUGAUGAUGUCCAAGUGUCCGACAUGUCUCUGCAGGACUACAUAGCCGUGAAGGAGAAGAAUGCCAAAUAUCUUCCCCACUCGGCCGGCCGGUAUGCAGCCAAGAGGUUUCGCAAGGCACAGUGUCCCAUCGUAGAGCGUCUCACCAACUCUCUUAUGAUGCAUGGUCGCAACAACGCCAAGAAACUGAUGGCUGUGAGGAUAGUCAAACACGCCUUUGAGAUCAUCCACUUGCUCACUGGAGAGAACCCACUGCAAGUUUUGGUGACCGCCAUCAUCAACUCAGGGCCGAGGGAAGACUCAACACGUAUCGGAAGAGCUGGUACUGUGAGACGACAGGCUGUUGAUGUCUCCCCCCUCCGUAGGGUCAACCAGGCUAUCUGGCUGUUGUGCACAGGCGCUCGUGAAGCUGCCUUCAGAAACAUCAAGACCAUCGCUGAGUGUGUGGCUGAUGAACUCAUCAAUGCUGCCAAGGGCUCUUCAAACUCUUACGCCAUCAAAAAGAAGGACGAACUGGAGCGAGUUGCCAAGUCCAACCGUUAAGUAAUUGUUUUAUACAAUAAAAGUUUUAAAAGUUCCAAAA